Centropristis striata (black sea bass) is the source of this 2974-nucleotide messenger RNA. It is a transcript of the gene got1l1, whose product is annotated as glutamic-oxaloacetic transaminase 1 like 1. Lineage: Eukaryota; Metazoa; Chordata; Actinopteri; Perciformes; Serranidae. The transcript is spliced from 8 exons. The coding region runs from base 281 to 1573 and encodes 430 amino acids. Gene Ontology annotation, biological process: L-aspartate biosynthetic process. Gene Ontology annotation, molecular function: pyridoxal phosphate binding; L-aspartate:2-oxoglutarate transaminase activity. The record is from RefSeq and is a predicted model, not a curated record. Gene Ontology annotation, cellular component: cytosol.
AACUGAUUUGUUGUCAGUGUUAGAGGCUGAAGCGAAUACAUUUGGGAUCGGCCUCAUCUUCACCUAAACUGAUGCUUUCAUGUCCAGGCAGGCGAGUCUAUUUGAUGAUAGCUCGCUGUGAUGGCAAAAGUAAACUCACCACGACCACAAAUUAGAGACGGGUAAACUCGUCCAUCACGGUUGCCCGGGUGACAGCAUCCAAAUACGUGCCGUUGCCUGGCAACAGCGCCCAAACAAAAGGCUCGCGGCUGUCGGGCUGAUUUGUCUGGCUUGGUUCAAGAUGAGCCGACCCGGCAGCAGACCUGAUGAAGAGGGGGUCCCGCAACAUGGAGACCCAGGUGGUCAACUCUCUGCGGUUAGCAGUGCUCACAACGCAACUUUGAGUCCUGAAACAAGGCUCCUGUCCGCUUUCAGGAAAGACACUAACGCCAGGAGGGCUUACCUGGCAGGGAGAGAGUAUUACAGUGAGGAAGGGAAGACGUUUGAACUGCGCCUUGUCAAAAAAAUAAAGCAACAGCUAAGUGCCGAUCCCACCCUUCGUCCAGAGUAUCCGUCCUCUCUUGGUCUGACAGAAUUCACCAGGCGAGCCACAGAGGCCGCUUUGGGGAAGAGCUCUCGGGCUAUAGUGGAGAACCGGGUGUUAGGUGUCCAAACUCCUGGUUUUACCGCUGCAGUGCGUCUUGGUGCUGAACUCCUCCUGAGACACUGGGAUGAUGUCUGUGAUGGCCCGGUCUACCUCUCUUGUCCUUGUGAUGAGUCAUUAGUCUGUAUUUUCCAGGCAGCAGGGUUCCAAGAUAUACGUGAGUAUUAUUACUGGGAUGACAGGCAGCGGGGCGUUUGUGUAGAGAAGCUUCUGCAGGAUUUGGAGAAGGCUCCGGAGCAAAGCGUUGUUGUUCUGUCAGCAUCUGCCCACUGUCCAACUGGAGCAGACCUCGCCAAGAAUCAGUGGACUGUGAUCACAAAAGUCAUCAUGAGGCGUAGGCUUUUCCCUUUCCUCUUGCUGCCUACUCAGGCGCUUUGUUAUGGAGAUUUGGAGCGGGAUGCCUGGCCCGUUCAGCACUUUGCAUCACAGGGGAUUGAGCUCCUCUGUGCUCAGUCUUUCUCCCACUGCUUUGGACUUUAUGGUGAGGCUGUCGGACACCUCCUGUGUGUCUUAAAGCACAACUCCCGUCUGUUAUCUGUGCGGUCUCAAGCUGAUAAAAUAGUCAAGGCACUGUGGGCCCAGCCAGCCGUAGGAGGAGCACAAGUAGUUGCAACAGUGCUCAGUAACCCAGCUCAUCGUGUUGAAUGGAAAGAAGAAGUUAAGCGAAUUGUGACGAGAUGUAAGCUGAUCAGAGAAGUUUUGAGAGAAAAGCUGAGACUUCUGGGGACUCCAGGUUGCUGGGACCACCUUACUCAACAAGGUGGACUCUACUGUUUCACAGGCUUGAAUAGUGAUCAGUUAGAGUUUCUGUCUAAGAGGAGACACGUGUACCUGCUCCCCAGUGGCUGUCUCAACGUCAGUGCAAUCAACGGUGGCAACGUGGACUACAUAUCCGAAUCAAUUCAUCUGGCUCUGGCUACUUCACUCUGACCAUGUGGCCUUUGAUCAAGCACUGAAAUCAGUGUCAAAGGGGCUUUUAGAUCGAAGCUAUUUGUCACAAAGAAAUGCUGAGUUUAAAAUCACUGUAAUUACUGUUGCAGGCCUGGCUAUUGCAAGGCAAAUGCUACAUACAGUAAACAUACAGAAACAUGUAGAGUGUGAUUGUAUGAUUGUAUAAUGAGUGGCUGCUCAUUAGGAAUUGUGCCUGAAACUGUGAUGGCCAUUCAGGUUAACAGAGUACAGGUUGUGAUUGUCUAUUGUGGUAUGUAGUAUAUACAGGAGGUCAGUCAUAGGUAAAAAUAGCAAAACGCUACCAGUCGCUCAAAGACUUACAAACUUCAGUGUAUAUUUGUAUGUUCAUGUUCUGAUAUUGUUUUGUUGCUUAUUUUUGGAGACUACCAGAACCUGGAGAAUCUGGAUCAGGCUAAAGCCAGCAGCUUUCUAGCUUAGCUCUAUCCAAAGCCAAAAUUAACAUGCUACAUCUUGUUUGUUUAAUUAAUAUAAAAACUGGAGUCGCAAAAACAUUUGCGGUGUUAUUGAGGGCUCAGGGUUACAUUGCUCAACCUAAACCUGGAAAAUAAUUCAAAAUUUCAUUUCCCAUGGUUUUUUUGAUAAUGGUUUUGGUUAAUAUAAAAAAAACCAUGGAAAAUGGCUAGAUAUCAGUUCUUAAAUUAAACUCUUGUGAGCUAUUUUUGUUGUAAUCAUAGUAUUUGUCCAAACAAAUGUACCUUUAGUUAACUCAGGCAUUAAAAUGAACAAGAAAUUGAAGAAAACAAUGGUCUAAUAAUUUUUUCCAUGACCUUAUUUCCUGUAGCUGGUGACAUAACAUAGCUCUAAUCUGUAUCAAUGCGCAAUGUUUUUUUGUAUGUACGUUUCUUGUUUUUCUCCCUGCUUUCCACCUGUCACUCCCUAUCUAUACAGAGUAUAUCUAUAUCUACAAUAUGUUAUAUCUCUAAUGGAAUUUAUGUUGAAUUGCAUCCAGAAAAGACUUUAUAAUCAAAUGAUUCAAAGAUACACUGAUACUACAAUCACUUUCAUUUUCCCUCAUGCUUGAAAGUCAGUUCCAGACUGAUACAAUGUGUGUCUGUGUCUGUAGUUUAAAGAAUUUAAAGUGAAUAAUGAACAAAACUGGUUAUUAGAGAUGAACAUUGCUACUUCAUUUACAUACAAUAAUUAACAUCUGGAGUAACUGUACUGUUGUGUUCUUCAAUUUUAAUUUAGUUUUGAACUUUUUUCACUCAAAUUAUUAUUUUCAGUGUUCACAUGAUGUCCAGUGUUACUUAAGUCUCCUUCUAUGGGUUUUUUUUUAUUUUAUUUUAGAUAUUCUGGCAUUGCCUCUGUACUUGUUAGUCUGUUGUUUACAUGUAUGCACUCAUUGGUGAAUAAAGAAAA